AGGUUUCUGUGGCUGUGAUUCUGGUCCAGACUACAUCCUCUCUUCGCUCUCUGGAUGCUUUGGAGCUGGAUGGGCAGCUGAGAGCGGCUAGCCGUCAGCAGACCUCUGCUGUUUUCAGCUUCGGACAUUAUCCACUGACACCUGCCAACUUAUUGGAUGGAGCACUUGUGACACAACUAAUGCUUUCUUCUGCUGAUUCACCUUAAACUACCAAAGUUUGGAGAUCUGCUCCUAGUCAAUGUACAUUGCACUAACCUCAUCACCACCAGAAAUGAAUGCCAACAGUAUGCCUAAACAAGUGGAGGUGAGGAUGCAUGAGAGCCACCUGGAGCCCAUUGAGGCGAGGCCCCGGUCCAAAUGUGCCCAAAUCUGCUCCAAAAUGUUCAAGAACCUCCUGCUCACGCUCACAGUCCUUGGUGUGAUUCUGGGAGCUGUAUCAGGGAUGCUGCUGCGUGUCGCCUCUCCAAUUCAUCCGGACAUUGUCAUGGUGAUUGCCUUUCCUGGAGAUAUUCUGAUGAGGAUGCUGAAGAUGUUGAUCUUGCCUCUCAUUAUCUCCAGCUUAAUCACAGGGCUUGCUGGCCUGGACGCCAAAUCUAGUGGUCGCCUGGGAACCAGAGCUAUGGUUUACUACAUGACCACCACUGUUAUUGCUGCUGUCCUGGGUGUCAUCCUGGUGCUAGUCAUCCAUCCUGGCAACCCCAAACUGAAGGAAAAUCUGGGCGAGGGCGAGAAAAACGAUGAUGUGUCCAGCUUGGAUGCCUUCUUCGAUCUGAUAAGGAAUCUUUUCCCAGAAAACCUGGUGCAAGCCUGCUUUCAACAGAUCCAAACAGUCACCAAAAAAGUUGAGGUGGUUGUGGAAGAGGAAGUUAAUGUCACCACUGUGGAGGGCCUGGUGGCUAACAUUACCAAGGAGCCACAGUUUAUCAUCAAAAAGUCACUUCAGUACAAAAGUGGCAUGAAUGUUUUGGGUAUGAUUGGUUUCUUUAUUGCAUUUGGCAUCUGCAUGGGCAAGAUGGGAGACAAGGCCAGACUCAUGAUUGAAUUCUUCAAUAUCCUCAAUGAGAUUGUGAUGAAACUUGUCAUCAUGAUCAUGUGGUACUCUCCCUUUGGUAUUGCCUGUCUGAUUUGUGGCAAGAUCAUCUCCAUUAAGGACCUGGAGGUGGUGGCAAGGCAGCUUGGCAUGUACAUGGUGACUGUGAUUAUUGGUCUGAUCAUCCACGGCGCAAUCUUCCUGCCCAGCAUUUAUUUUGUCAUCACAAGGAAAAACCCCUUCACCUUCUUCUUGGGAAUCUUCCAGGCCUGGAUCACUGCUCUAGGAACAGCUUCCAGUGCUGGCACACUUCCUGUCACAUUCCGUUGCCUGGAGGAGAAUUUGGGCAUUGACAAAAGAGUCACUCGUUUUGUGCUCCCAGUAGGUGCCACCAUCAAUAUGGAUGGAACUGCUCUCUAUGAGGCUGUGGCGGCCAUCUUUAUUGCCCAGAUGAAUGGUGUGAAUCUUGAUCCUGGUCAGAUUGUCACAGUCAGUCUGACAGCCACCCUCGCCAGUGUUGGAGCAGCCAGUAUUCCCAGUGCCGGCCUCGUGACUAUGCUGUUGAUCCUUACCGCCGUUGGCUUACCAACCCAGGAUAUCAGUUUGCUGGUUGCUGUUGACUGGUUAUUGGAUCGUUUCAGGACCUCAGUGAAUGUGGUGGGUGACUCCUACGGUGCAGGGAUUGUGUACCAUCUGUCCAAAGCUGAGCUGGAUGAGCUGGAUGCGCACAUGGCUAAAUCAGACGACAUCGAAAUGAUGACAAAGACCCAGUCCUAUUAUGACGACAUGAAGAACCACCACGAGAACAAUUCCAACCAGUGCGUCUUAACCGCAACUUCUUCUACAGCUGCUACUGCCAAUGCUAACAAUUCUGUCUUAGUAGAUGAAUGCAAGGUAACCUCAGCCGCUAACGGUUCUGCUGCGGAGUGCACGAUUGUGGAGGAGGAACCAUGGAAACAUGAAUAAUGGCAGCGCAGAGAUCCCCCUGCUCCUGGGCUCCACGAGCUUUCCUAUCUGGUGAUAAAACAAGAAGAGUGAAUGAAAAGUCACAUGAACAGAACUACUAAUGUUUUUUUUUUUUAUGUAGUUUUAUUUUUUUUACUCUUAGUCCCUUUAAGAAGUUUUUGUAUUUUUGUCCAUCUGACUGGUAUAUUAUACUAAUUCACAUAACAGUGAACUGACAACAGAGUUAUACCUCACCUGUUAGAGCGCAGAAACACAUCCUGUAUACCAGAUACUUGCACAACAUACUUCAAGGCUUGGGGGGGGAGAAAGAGAGAAUUAUUAUUACGGUAGAUAUUUUUUUCAGUUCAGUUUAUGUUUAUAUGAAAAGCAACAAUGUAGUUGUGCAACACACAUGCACUGAGGGUAUCUUCCAUAUUUUAUAAAGAUGGCUCCUUUUUCUGAGCGGGAGGAUGAGUGGGAACCACACCAAUAAUUGAUACAACUGAUUUUAUCUGUGUUGAACAUGGUGUAUUUACACCUUCAUAAAAAUCUCUAUGGUACAUGAAUUUACAAUGAUCAAAUACUCUGAUCAAAGGAAAAUCCCUCCAUGCCUCUUCACAUACAAGUAUUAUCACAAAGCACAAAUUAUUUCCACAAACCAGGAUUUGUUUCCUCUCCUUUUUUUUUUGUCUUCUGUGAAGAAAGUCAACAUUUUUCUUUCACAUGUUGAGAGAGAUUUUAAAAUAAUUUAUUUGUGUCAAGAAAGCAUGACCAAGUCAAGAAUAGGGACCAGACAGGCAUAAAGUCAACCGGCUAACAGAAGCCUUUCCUCUGCCUCCUUACGUACUUGCAACACAUUGUCACAUUUCUUUUGUCUACAAUGUGAUGCAAGUAAAAUCCCUAAAAUAUUUAUAAAGCACUUUUCCCUUUUUUUCCCAGAGUAACUUUAUGAUGCCAAUGCAACUAAAAUGUAUUUUCAUUCCUCAAAAAAAAAAAAUGGAAUAAAAAAAAUAUAUAUAUAAGUAUUGCACCCUGAAGGAAAUGUAGGGACCUUAUGGAGCACAAUUAAUGUCAAAAUGCCAAGUUUAAUUUGUAGUUAGUGUUUUUUUGUUUUUUGUUUUUUUUGGCCAUUGCAACUUUGCUGCAUACAAAAAUCGAUUUACAACAAACAGCAGACACUCAGGCUUUUUAUGUUUACCUUAACAGGAAUCCUUGUAAUGUCGAACUGUUUACUUUAUCAGCUAAAGAAAAUGGCUUCUUGUUAGCACCAUUUUCCAAUGCUUUGUCUGAAAAAAAAAAGGGUUUACCUUCAACAUUUAUACUGAAAGAAAUGUGAAUAUAUUGUGGAAAAUGAGGAUUUCAAGUACACACAUUCACAUGGUUUUUAAGCUAUAUUGCACUGGUGGAAUCUGUUUAUCACCUGUAAGCACAGUCAUCCCUGACCAUGUAUGAAGCACAGUAGGUGAAGCAACAACCAUAAUUCACAAUUACAUCAUAUUUACAGAGGUUUCCUGGUACUGCAAUCUGUGUUUAUGCCAUCAGAGCUCAAGACUGUUUCUACCAACCCUAUAUGCUGCAGCUGUGUUUUUGUGCCAAUCAGAGGAUAUUUUGGGGGACUCAGAACAGAAACGAGUUAAGCUAAGAUAAUUCAAACUAUCAGGUCGUCUUAGGAUAAUCUGCCGCUGAUCAACUUAUAAAAGUGGCAAAAGGUUUUAAACAAAGCAGGGAAAACUGGAUAUCAACCUUUAUUGAAGGGAUAGAUCAGGAUUUUUUAAAUGGUCUUCUUCUAAAUUGUAUUCUGCAGUUGAUACCUUCCUUUAGUACAAAUUUGAACUGGGUGGUCCCAAAACCUGAAGCUAAUGAUUAGUUAGGAAGGGCCCACAACCAAAGCAAACUUCUAAAAAAUCUCUGGUCUCAGAAAUGUCAAAGCUGUUUAUCAAACCCAUUUUUAUUGACUAUUAACAGAGGAAAUGAAGGUUGGAAGUGGUGCAUCACCAGUGGAAUCCCUCAGAGCAAAAUGGAUAUGUGCUGCUGUGUUUUCGUCUGCUCUACACAUGAGAAUUGAGUUUUUGAUGAGAUUUUUUUAAUAUAUAUAAAAACAUUUAAAAACGCCAUGAUUUAACUUAAUGAACAAAGUACCCAGAGAAAACUAAAAGCAGUGACGCAAAGGCACUCUUUGUGCAUGACCAUAACUGCUUUCUAGAAACCACAACAAUAUUACAGCUGUUUAUUAUCCCUGCCUUACUUAGUGGGGUUUUUUUUCCUUCAGACUUCAAAAAUGAAGUUAAUGAGGUAGUAACCAAUGAAAAUACUUUUUUAAACUCUUUCUUUUUUUACAAUAAUUUUGGGACAACACUGUGUGAAAAUUCUUCUGUUAAAACAACUGUUCAAAGCAAACAUGGCAGUUGUUUUAAAAGGCAUAAAACGGCAUUAGCAUGAAUUGCUAUGGAGGUGCUACAAUUGGAGUUGUUUUGUUACAACCUUCUAGGACCUGAAUCCUGAACUUUCCCCUCGCCCUGUGUGAGUGAGCAGUGAGACCUUAGUUAUGUGAGUUGAUUAAGUUGCUUUCUUUUUCCGGUGGAUCCUUCUCUGUUUCUUUUUAUUUGUGCUGAAAUGACAACCAUGCCUUGAAGGUGUUCAAAUCAAAUGUCAUUUACUGUAACAAAAGAAAACCUAACUUAGCACUUUGUCCUUUAGCUCUCAAAGUACAUUCUCAGUUUACACCUUUUUAAGUUCAUUUAACAUAAGUGAGGCAUGUUUUGAACAACAUUGGUGUUCUACUUAACAUAUUAAAGGACUGAUGCAUGCUUAGACUAAAAAAAAUAAAUAAAUAAAACACACACAUAGACACUCAUUAAAUCACCUGGGCUUUUAUUCCUGAAUCACACAUAUAUUAAAAACACUUAAAUCUUAAAGGUCAGUCAAGUUUGAUCCAUAUUUCCUGAGCUGCAGAGCACAGAACUGACACCUUUACAGGCUCUUUAAGCCUUACCUUUAGACCUUGUGAUAUAUAUAUAAAGAAAACUUCUGCAGUGAAGACAUAAUGCAAAUCAUAGUGUCACGUAAAGGGACUGAGUGUUGAAUGACUACUAUGUUCAAUAUUAUGGUUGUAGACGCAUGAAUUAAAUAAAAAGUCUAAUUAUUUUUUUGCACCACUAUCUUAAAAGCAUGAUAUUUUGAAGUGCCUCCAUGCACUUUGUGUAUAUAUUGUAGUUAACAGAUUUUGCUUUCAUUUUAUUGAUUUGUUUUGUUUCUCUUGAAAUUCCAUGUAGAAAUAAGGUUUCAUUCCUGUGACUCGUUGAAAUGUAAUCAGCUAGAGGAAGGGGGGGAGAAAAAAAACAUUCGUUUUGAUAGAUUAGACGAAAUGUAUAGAGGACAACAUGUAAUAAAUUGCCUGUCUGAUUUUAUUUUCUAAUUGCUGUUAACUAGCUGUUUAACAUUUCUGUCACACAUAUGAUAUAUAAAUAUCUUUUCUUUUGUAUCUAAUGUAAGUGAAUGUUUGUUCCAUAAAGAUAUAAGCAGUGUGAAUUCAUUUUCAUUGUACAUAUAUGGAUAUAAUCGUUCUGUUCAGUGGCAAUGCAGAGGUUAAUUAAAAUUGCAGUGAUCCUGAAUCAAACGCAGUUUGUAUGAAAAGAGAGAGGUGGAUAAGAAGAUAAAUAAAGAAAGACAAGAGUAAAAGAAGGUUUCUUGUUUUAUAAGGAGGCCAAUCUCACUUAUUUAGGGUAAAACUGAUGUUAUGAAGGUAUUUAAAGACCAAAAGGGUUAAGUUUGCCCUUGGUGUAGGACACACAGAGAGAGAUAAAUCAUAGCCAAGAAGUUAAUCAGAGAGAAUAAAUACCUGUGCUAUUCCUACGCCUACCACAGUAAAGAGCAACAAUCCUCAGGGGAAUUCUCUGAAACAUUUUAAAAGGAAACAUGCUGGCUUCUUAGUCUCAGGCAUAUUUGUUCCACUGAUUCACUUAAAGUCAAAAACUUCUUCACACAUUCCACCUCUGUUGCACAAUCAAUGCCAGUGAAGUUUAUAGGAAUCCCAUGUUUUUUAUUGCCUUCAGUCUCAAUAGAUUUUUGACAGGUAUGUUGAGAGACCUGAUGCCUGCUCAGCUAAAUGUUACUGAUUAGAUGCAAAGUCACUGACAAUAAAAAGCUGGAAUACUUUUAAACACUUUAAAGUGUCUUUUUGAAGAAUUCCAUAAGUAGACAUGAUGGUCUGUUUUAUCGCUGCCUUAAAUGAGUUGGGGUCUGCCCUUAUUGUAAUGAUGUUGUAAUAUCAAUGUAAUGGCAAGAGAGUCUGUGUGUGAGAAAUAUACAAUUGGGUUAAAAAAAUAGAAUGAAGCAUUCUUUCCUCAGAUUUUGGUUGAUAUGAAAACAAAAAAUCUGUUUCUACAUAUCAACAAAUGUUGUACCUUUGGUGUACAUAUACAAUUAUAACUAAUAAAUGUUCAUAACUAAG
Messenger RNA from Gambusia affinis (western mosquitofish), 6425 nucleotides. It is a transcript of the gene slc1a2b, whose product is annotated as solute carrier family 1 member 2b. The transcript is spliced from 11 exons. The record is from RefSeq and is a predicted model, not a curated record. Gene Ontology annotation, cellular component: plasma membrane. The coding region runs from base 239 to 1996 and encodes 585 amino acids. Gene Ontology annotation, molecular function: glutamate:sodium symporter activity; neutral L-amino acid transmembrane transporter activity; L-glutamate transmembrane transporter activity. Gene Ontology annotation, biological process: L-glutamate transmembrane transport. NCBI's taxonomy places the organism in Eukaryota, Metazoa, Chordata, Actinopteri, Cyprinodontiformes, Poeciliidae.